Chrysochloris asiatica (Cape golden mole) is the source of this 3655-nucleotide messenger RNA. It is a transcript of the gene ABI1, whose product is annotated as abl-interactor 1. Gene Ontology annotation, cellular component: lamellipodium; intracellular anatomical structure. Gene Ontology annotation, molecular function: SH3 domain binding; cadherin binding. Bases 221 to 1666 code for a protein of 481 amino acids. The transcript has 11 exons. The record is from RefSeq and is a predicted model, not a curated record. Lineage: Eukaryota; Metazoa; Chordata; Mammalia; Afrosoricida; Chrysochloridae.
GAGAUAAGAACGAUCGCGAGAGGACGAGAUUCAGGCGGCUGCGCAAAGCGGGUGGAGGUGGGUGGAGAAAGUGAGAAGGAAGAGGAGGUGCAGUCCCACAAUACCAGGCGGGAGGGCGGGUAGGCGGUUUGUAUCCGGGCUGUGAGGUGCUCGGAACCUCCGCGGACCUUGCUGCCGCUGUCUCUUUAACGCGAGAGGAAGCGAUGCAGAGGGGUGGAAAAUGGCAGAGCUGCAGAUGUUACUAGAGGAGGAGAUCCCGUCUGGCAAAAGGGCGCUGAUAGAGAGUUACCAGAACCUCACCCGGGUGGCGGACUACUGUGAAAACAACUACAUACAGGCUACAGACAAGAGGAAAGCUUUAGAAGAAACCAAAGCCUAUACAACCCAAUCCCUAGCUAGUGUUGCUUAUCAAAUAAAUGCAUUGGCCAACAAUGUUCUCCAAUUGCUGGACAUCCAAGCCUCUCAACUUCGGAGAAUGGAGUCUUCCAUCAAUCAUAUCUCACAGACUGUGGACAUUCAUAAAGAGAAAGUGGCUCGAAGAGAGAUUGGUAUUUUGACAACAAAUAAGAAUACAUCAAGAACUCACAAAAUAAUAGCACCUGCAAAUAUGGAGCGCCCUGUAAGGUAUAUUCGGAAACCUAUCGACUACACGGUUCUAGAUGAUGUGGGCCAUGGUGUCAAGUGGCUAAAAGCCAAGCAUGGAAAUAACCAGCCUGCAAGAACUGGCACACUGUCGAGAACAAAUCCUCCCACUCAGAAACCACCAAGUCCUCCCAUGUCAGGCCGGGGAACAUUGGGACGGAAUACUACUUACAAAACCCUGGAACCUGUUAAACCCCCAACAGUUCCUAAUGACUACAUGACGAGUCCUGCUAGGCUUGGAAGUCAGCAUAGUCCAGGCAGGACAGCUUCUUUAAAUCAGAGACCGAGGACACACAGUGGCAGUAGUGGAGGAAGUGGCAGUCGAGAGAACAGUGGAAGCAGCAGUAUUGGCAUUCCCAUUGCCGUGCCUACACCUUCACCACCCACUGUUGGGCCAGCAGCCCCGGGCUCAGCUCCUGGUUCCCAGUAUGGCACAAUGACCAGGCAGAUAUCUCGGCACAACUCUACCACUUCUUCAACAUCUUCUGGUGGAUACAGACGAACUCCCUCUGUGACUGCUCAAUUCUCUGCUCAGCCUCAUGUUAAUGGAGGUCCACUUUAUUCUCAAAAUUCAAUUUCUAUUGCUCCCCCCCCUCCCCCUAUGCCUCAGUUGACUCCACAGAUACCUCUCACAGGCUUCGUGGCCAGGGUGCAGGAAAACAUUGCUGAUAGUCCAACUCCACCACCACCUCCUCCACCAGAUGACAUUCCCAUGUUUGAUGACUCCCCGCCUCCGCCACCACCACCUCCAGUGGAUUAUGAAGAUGAGGAGGCUGCGGUAGUUCAGUAUAAUGAUCCAUAUGCAGAUGGGGAUCCUGCUUGGGCCCCAAAGAAUUAUAUUGAGAAAGUUGUUGCAAUAUAUGAUUAUACAAAAGACAAGGAUGAUGAGCUUUCGUUUAUGGAGGGUGCAAUCAUUUAUGUCAUAAAGAAGAAUGAUGAUGGCUGGUAUGAAGGAGUCUGCAAUCGAGUGACUGGUCUGUUUCCUGGGAACUAUGUUGAAUCAAUCAUGCACUAUACUGAUUAAAUUUUUUGCUUUUAAAGUAGAUUCUCCUUAUUACUCAGUCAUACUGUGGGACUAUUAUGGUUAACAGAAUUGUCUUAAUAUGUUUUACAAUGUGCCCAUAUUUUCAGGACAUGCUGUUUUAUUGAUAAUAAUUGAAUGUCUACCCAUAAGUAUAACUCUUUGAGGCAGUUUAUGUAAUUUAUACAGGAAGCUGUCCAUAACUGAUUAUGCUUAUGUAUUUACUUACACAUUGUUAAAUUUAUGACCAGCUUAAAUAUUCUGGGAAAAGUGGGGUAUAUUUAAAUCAUGAUUCAGAUUGUACCAUUACAUCUUUUAGUGCAGCAUGGUUACUAACACUGUCAGACUAAUAUUAAAAUCAGAAAAUUUAAGUACUGGUGCUGGUCAGAUUUUUUGUUUAGAUUCUCACUUUUGAACUAUACUAUUUGUUUAAAGCAUGCAUACAAAUUUAUGUAUUGAAAUAUACUUUUUAAAGAUCCAGGAUGCUUCCAAAUUGUGUCAUAUUUACCUGGAGUACUCAUACUUUAAGCCUCUUGAAUUGAGUCUCUCAGGUCUCCAUGUGAAACAAAACAAACAAAAAGGUGGUCUGUAAUGUUGUAAUUUGUACCUAAGUUUUUUAAUAAGUGAAUUUGCAUUACGAAUUUUUUUCAUUCAUAAAUACGUAAGUGAACCAAAGGUCUUUGUCCUUUCCUUCAUUGGUUUGCUUUAAAAAAAAAUAAAAGAUGCUGAUUAUUGGAGAAUUAUGGUUCUAUUUUCUCAAUAUAUUGACUUUGGAAAAAAUUUAGCCUUACGUCAAUGUGUCCCAACAGCAGUGUGACUGAUUACUGCAGAUUUAAAAUCUGAAAUGGUUAUUUACAAGUCAAUCUACUGAAUUAAUUUUUUCAAGCUAAGAACAUGUGUCAUAAUGUGCACACUCAUUCUAUAGGUAAAAUUCUUAUGGAUUGCCAAGUCAGUCCUUCAGUUUUACAGCACUAUUGUAUAUUGGUUCAGUGAAAGGAAAUUAUAAGUAUCUUUUACAUACUACUGUUGUAAAAGUGGAUGCAAAUAAAAGUGGAUGCAAUUCAUUUUUGAAUAGGCACUAUUUAAUCCAUUAUUUGGCAGAAGCAACAUAGCAAGAUUUUACAAUAAAACAGUUGGGAAAGGAGGUGAAUCAUUCAUCAGUGAACAGGGGGUAUAACCUAACCAACAGAUGUGUAUUGUCUUUGGACAUAACUGAAAUGCAACACAUGCACUUUGUGUGUCUCCUCUUAAUUUACGGGAGGGCUAGAGGGAUAUUUUCUCAUCUUGUGUAUAAUUCUAUAUUGUUUAGGGAAUUAGGAUAGAGUAUUCAAGUGUGGGUUUCUGUGUAUUGAGGAUUGUUUGAUUUUCAAAUUACAGUUAUGUAUACUGGGCGAUACAGCAUAGUGAAUGGUAAGAAUGAAUAGUGGAAAACAUUUAUUUCUCAAAAUUAAAGACCAUUAUUGCUAACAAAUCCAUGUGACUGUUUCAUAUGCAUUUUACCUGUUAAUUUUAAACAUGAUUUCAGUGUCAUUAGUGAUCAACUAGCUACUUUUCUGCUUUUCAUUUUUUGAGUGGACUGUUCUCUUCAUUUGUAUAUAACCUGUUGUCCAAAUUUUAUGUACAGUCUUUUAUAAUAAACCAUUCUCUAUAAAUUUUGGAUACUGUUCAAGUUUGACUAAUGCGGACCUAAGUAGAGACUUCACAGUUCCCUGACCUUCACUGCUGUGCUCCCUUUGCCUUGUCAGUAAAGGUGAAUCAAGACAAACCAUUUGAAUUUUAACAUUAUUUAUUUGUGUAAUGGCUUUACGUGUGGAUAUUAACAGUGUAAACAAUACCACACAUAACCAUCAAGAUACCUCAAUUAGAAUUUACAGGACUAGAAUGGCAGAUUGAGAUGGCUUAAUUACCUAGUUACAACUUUCUUCAAUAUAAUUUUCUUUAAAAAGUUUUCUGAAAAUCUUUGCUAAUUAAAAAAAAAAAAAUUGCCCAUCA